GAUUUAUCUGUCUCCCACUAACGUUUUCUUCCAUUUAAUAGACAUAUAUGAAGAUAUCUUUAUGGACCGUUCCUUAUUGUGCUGGAACAUUCAAACAUGUUACGAGUUUUAUGUUUGUUAUUGCCUAUUUUAAUUGUGUGGGGCAAAGAUGUACCCGUGGUUAAAACAUCUUUAGGUACUAUCGAAGGGCACAUUGCCAAAACAGUACAUGGAAAAGAUUUCUACUCAUUUAAAGGUAUACCAUACGCCAAACCACCCAUUGGUGACCUAAGAUUCAAGGAGGCAGUACCGGUGGAGCCAUGGGUGGGAACGUGGAAGGCGAACAACUCCUACACCUGUUUGCAAUACACCCAUUUCCCAGCAAGGCCUGAUAGUAAAAUCGAAGGGGAGGAAGACUGUUUGUACCUUAACGUCUUCACUCCAACUUUAAAUCCAAAAGCCAACUUGGAUGUGCUUGUUUACAUUCACGGUGGGGCUUUCAUGUUUGGAAGCAAGAACUUGCAAGGCCCGGAAAUACUUCAGGGCAACGAUAUCGUUCAGGUCAAUAUGAAUUACAGAUUGGGCCCAAUUGGUUUCUUAAGUACCGAAGACGAAGUAGUACCAGGAAAUAACGGCAUUAAAGACCAAAUUUUGGCCCUAAAAUGGAUCAAAGACAACAUUAAAUAUUUCGGGGGUAACCCCAACUCCGUUACCAUAUCAGGGAUGUCUGCAGGUGGUGCAAGCGUCCACGUUCACUACUUGAUUCCUCAGAGCAAAGGGUUGUUCCACAGAGGUAUAUCCCAAAGUGGCACCGCCUUGAAUCCGUGGGUGUUCAUGGAAGAUCCCCUUGAACAAGCACAAAAGUUGGCCACUUUGGUUGGAUGCCCAACUCAUACCAACGAAGACCUUGUGAAUUGCUUGAAGACGAGGCCCGGCAGGAAAAUCUUGGACGCAGUGGUUCACUUCCAGCCAUUCUUGUACAACCCAUUUUCACCCUUCGGACUGGUGGUGGAUACUUGGGCAAAGAAACCUUUGUUUAGUGAUACUCCUUAUAAUUUAAUUAAAAAUAAGAAGGUGCAUGAUGUGCCAUGGAUUGUCUCGUAUACUGCUGCAGAAGGACUUUACCCCGCUACAGAAUUUUACCAAAAAGACGAGUAUUUGGAAGAGAUCGACAGAAAUUGGAAUGACAUAAUACCUCACGUGCUUCAUUAUAAUUUCACUGUUGACAAACAUCUGCAAGAUGAGGUCAGCCAAAAGAUCAGACAAACUUAUUUGGGAGAUGCAGCUUUGUCAAAAGCAAAUUUUCUGUCGUUAGUAGAUAUCAUAAGCGACAGAUUAUUUAAGCUGGACAUUGGAAAAACUAUAGAGUUACAAUCUGCGGCGGUCAAAUCUGAUAUUUAUGUCUACAAAUUCAGUUACAGAGGUACUUAUAGUGUGACAGAGGAAAGAUCUAAAUCUAAAGAAAACCUUGGGGCAUCACAUGCUGAUGACACUUGUUACGUCUUUAAGACUUACUUGGACACCCUCAGCACUGAAGAAGACAGAAGUAUAAGCAACGUAUUAGUCUCUGCUUUCGUAUCUUUUACUAAAACAGGAAAACCAACCAUUUCUAACGUUGACUGGACACCAAUGCCGAAAAAUACGUCAGGAAAGCUGAACCAACUGCACAUAAUCAAUCCAGAUAAAUUGGUCAUGGAAACAGUUGAUUCUAUAGGAAACAAGGAAUUCUGGGACACGUUACCUUUUGAAGAGCAUGAAGGAAUUGGAAGCAAUAAAAAAGACGAACUUUAAUACGUGUUUAUUAAAAUCACUUUAGAAGUAAACAUAUUCCUAAAUAAA
Molecule: messenger RNA, 1818 nt
Organism: Aethina tumida (small hive beetle)
Lineage: Eukaryota; Metazoa; Arthropoda; Insecta; Coleoptera; Nitidulidae
Product: venom carboxylesterase-6-like
Exons: 10
Coding region: 97-1770 (557 amino acids)
Source: RefSeq, a predicted model, not a curated record